AUGUUGUCCAACACGGGCCCGGUGGCCAAACUCUACUUGUCCAUAAUUGACGAUGUGAUCGAGAGCAUGAGGGAGCUCUACCUGGACGAAGGGCUGGAAGACCGCGUCCUGGACGAUUUGAGACGUCUCUGGGAGUCCAAGAUGAUGCAGUCCAAAGCCAUGGAAGACUUCAGGAAGAUCAACUCAUCCAACUUUGUGCUCCAGCUCCCGGACAGCUACGGCCAGAUGGACCGAGAGCACACAGCCACAGUUGUGAUCCCUGCGAGUCAGAGUAUCCACAGAUUCCCAAACAACUCAGAGACACUUGCUACUUUUUCUCUCCCCGCCGGGUUAGCUUACCCUGUGCAGAUCCCAGCAGGAGUCACUCUACAAACAGCCUCUGGUCAACUUUACAAGGUCAAUGUUCCUGUCGUGGUCACUCAGGCCCCGGUGGGUCAGAAGCCUUUAUCCCUACAAAUACAGAGAGCUCGUGCCCCUCAGUCAACUGCAGCUCCUCCAACUACCAAACCUCCUCAGCAGGUGGAGCCACCCCCUGCUUCAGCUCCUUCUGUCUCCCAGUCGCCGCGGCCCGAUUUACCCCCCAGUCCAGAGAGCAGCCCAGUCCAGCAGCCACAGGUUCACGCUGCUGACUCCACGCAGCUCCCGGUUGUCCCCUCUCCACCGGCAGAAGAAAAUGAGCCGAGUCCCCAAUCUGAACCCGUGAACUACAGCAUGCCCUCCUCACCCUGCAGUCAGUUAUUAGAGGAGGCCUUGGCGCAGACGACUCAGUUAAAGAGCCGAGACAUAGAUGACAUCCUGAAGGAAGUGAUUGAGGAGGAGAGAGAGAAAGCAGAACGGAGGAGGAAUCUGCCACCUGCCAGAAGUCAAGAUCAGACCGAGGCUGUUCUCGCUGGGCUGGACCUCGACUACGGCUACAGUGACCUGUCGGACAUCGUUCAGCUGGACGGUCCCGCAGACAACUCGGACGCCGAGGAGGAGGGCGGAGCUCCGCUGGAAGAGAACGACUUUCUGUGUAUAAUCAAUGCAGAGGCCAUAAAGGCCCUGCAGGAGGGGGGGGGGAGCAGCGACGGCAACAGCAUCUCCUCCAGCAGCGACAGCGAGGGAGCCGAUAAACUGUCUGCAGAAGAUGAGGAUCCCUUGAACUCGGGCGACGACGUGAUGGAGCAGGACAUCCCGGAUCUCUUUGACACCGACAAUGUAAUCGUCUGCCAGUACGACAAAAUUCACCGCAGCAAGAACCGCUGGAAGUUUCAUUUGAAAGAUGGUGUGAUGUGCUACGCGGGCAGAGACUACGUGUUCUCUAAAGCUGUCGGGGAAGCUGAGUGGUAA
Molecule: messenger RNA, 1329 nt
Organism: Limanda limanda (common dab)
Lineage: Eukaryota; Metazoa; Chordata; Actinopteri; Pleuronectiformes; Pleuronectidae
Gene: gtf2a1l
Product: general transcription factor IIA, 1-like
Exons: 9
Coding region: 1-1329 (442 amino acids)
Biological process (GO): transcription by RNA polymerase II; transcription initiation at RNA polymerase II promoter
Cellular component (GO): transcription factor TFIIA complex
Source: RefSeq, a predicted model, not a curated record